This is a messenger RNA of Rosa chinensis, 774 nucleotides long. RefSeq lists its product as uncharacterized. Bases 40 to 606 code for a protein of 188 amino acids. The record is from RefSeq and is a predicted model, not a curated record. The transcript is spliced from 2 exons. NCBI's taxonomy places the organism in Eukaryota, Viridiplantae, Streptophyta, Magnoliopsida, Rosales, Rosaceae.
UCCCCACACUGCUCUCUCUACGCAUCCCCGGCCGUGAGGAUGAUAGUCCAUCUGAUGCCAAUAUCCGAGCUCGAUGUGAACCCGGCCCAGCUGAAAAUGCUACGUACUAAACUCAAGCACCUCCUCUACGGACGUCGCUUUGUCAAGUAUGAUGUAUCAUCGCAGAAGUUGUUGGAAAAACAUGGAAUUAGGUGGAAGGGAGAAGUACCAAAUGCUCCUGACAACGGCCACCGUGGCCGUGGCUGCGGACGUAGCGCAACUGGUGAAGCUUUAACUGACAGGCCUCCUUUACCAAAAGGACAUGGUUAUCUUUCUUUGGGAACCUGGGCGGAUGCGCAUGGUAAUGCCUCUAAGAUACUCUCUAGUUGUUCUGCUCUCAUGUAUUGUCGUGUUUGUGGUCAGGAAGGAGACCACUGGCGUCGAAAUUGUCCAAACCGGCAUCGACCAGAACCAGAACCAACACCUGCUGUUCCGAUCAAUAAAAAAAAAUCAAAAUCAGUUGUUCAGACACAGAGAAAGAAAGAAUCAAAUUCCGCUGCAGGCACCAACAACAGCUCAUAUGAGAGUAUGAGACCAAAGAAUGAUGAGAGCUGUCGGUCUUUGUGAGCCCUGUUUACCGAGAAGACUGCUGGUGCGAAGUCGUCUUAUGAACCGUCUUUAUAUGUCAUGUGCAUAAUGGGGAACUUGUUAACUUUAUCAUUAUAAUUAGAAGCUCUCCAUUGCUUGACUUGAAAUUGAAUAAUUAAGUUGAUGUUACUUUUAAAUUCUUUCUUA